Messenger RNA from Dichomitus squalens LYAD-421 SS1, 2304 nucleotides. RefSeq names its product Mpp10 protein. The transcript is spliced from 5 exons. Gene Ontology annotation, cellular component: sno(s)RNA-containing ribonucleoprotein complex; Mpp10 complex; small-subunit processome. Lineage: Eukaryota; Fungi; Basidiomycota; Agaricomycetes; Polyporales; Polyporaceae. The record is from RefSeq and is a predicted model, not a curated record. Bases 1 to 2304 code for a protein of 767 amino acids. Gene Ontology annotation, biological process: rRNA processing.
AUGAAUAGCACUGCUAUAGCUUCUGAGGAUCUUUCCCUCCCUUCUGAGCUCGAGAACUUGUCCAAACUCAUCGGCGAGAGACCUGAAGCACUAGCCACCGGCAGUGAGGACCUCCGGAAGGCUGCUCUCGCAGCAACAAAAUUCAUCUAUGACCUCGCUCUCGCUACUGAAAAGGAAGCGAGCAGCAAAGUGAACGAUCUCCUUACCUCCAUCUCCCCGAGUCAUGCACCCCAAACACGUUCGCAGACCGCCAAUGCCAACGGCAGUCGAAAGCGGAAACGUGGGCCCAGUCCAUCUCCUGCUCCCGAAUCCAACAUCCCCCUCCUGAAGGAUACCCCGCUCGCUGAACUCCUCGUAGAAGGCAUGAGCGACGAGCAGAUAUGGGCUGAGCUCGAGCUUCGCACGCAGACCGUCUGCGACGUUUUGAACUACGCCCUUGAUGGACCUGCACAAGAAGGAGAGGACGGGGAGGAAGGGAGUGAGAACGGUAUGGACGACAAGGAGCUGCGGCUAAAGGAGAUGCGGCAAGCCCUCCUCGACGGAGGCUUCGACCCGGCGGACUUGGAGGGCAUGGAGCUGGAUGAAGAUGACGAAGAUGAUUCCAAUGAGGACGAGUCAGAAGAGGAGGAAGAGGAGAGCGAAGAUGAAGAGGAGGAUGGCGAGGAGGCGGAACUCGGCGAGGACGUGGAGGAGCUGCAUGACGCGUCGGAUGAGGACGAAGAGGACGAGCUGGAGGUUGACGAGCCCUCGUUCCUCAACGGCGAGAAGCGGACAAUCAAGUUCAAGUCCAAAGGUGGAGGACAUCCUACACUCGACGACGGGUUCUUCGAUCUCGCUGCGUUCAAUGCGGAGAUCGAGGCAGCGGAGUCCAAGAGUUCUUCCAGAGGCCGACUCAGUAAAGACGAUGAAGAGGACGAGGAGGACGCCGACGAAGAGGUCGAUUACUUCGCCUCCGUGGACGACCCCGAGGCGUUCGACGAGGAGGAUCUGGAGGGUGGGGGCGCACGCGUUGCUGCAGAACUGUUCUACAAGGACUUCUUCGAACCCCCAGCCCGUACUAGGGCACCGAAAGCGAAGAGGGAGGCAAAGCCAGCUGUUGACCUCCCGUCCACCAGUAAGGUGCGCUUCCACGAGGAGGUGAGGGUGAAGAAGAUCAAGGCAAAGGGGAAGAACCUUCCCGUCAACACGAUGUACUACGAGGAAGAAGAGGAUGAGGAUGAAGAUGGAGACUAUGAAGAUGAGGAGGGAGUCGAGCUUGACGAGGACGAGGCGAUGGCAGGCAUUGGUGAGGACGAGUAUGAUGAAGAGGACACUGCAGAGGAUGCCUCGAUGGAAGAUGAGGGCGAGCAAGGUUUUGCGACCAUGGAACGACUGAAAGACGACCUCUUCGCCGAUGAGGAGGAACAUUCUCAAGAAGGUCUCUCCACAUAUGAAAAGCGCAUGGCUGCUCUACGAGAAGAAAUUGCAGCUUUGGAGGCAGAGAACGUCGGCAAGAAGGACUGGACACUCAUGGGUGAGGCGACCUCCCGAUCGCGACCUCAGAACUCGUUACUCGAGGAGGACUUGGAAUUUGAGCGCAUCAUGAAGUCCGUCCCAGUCAUCACAGAGGAGGUCGUCCACAGCCUCGAGGAGCGCAUCAAGGCGCGCAUCCUCGAAACCCAAUUCGACGAUGUUGUGCGGAAACGGCCUGUGGACGACAAACCUUUCCUCCCUUCACGCUUCUUCGAGCUGCAGGAUAGCAAGUCCAAGCAAUCCCUAGCCGAGAUCUACGAGGACGAGUACGCCGCAGCUCAAUCUGGCGGCGUCGCCGGUGAAGAUCGCGAUGGAAAGUUGAAGAAGGAGCAUCAGGAGAUUGAGAAGUUGUGGGAGAACAUAUGUGGCAAGCUCGACGCUCUCUGCAACGCACACUUCACUCCCAAGGCUCCCAAGGCAACUAUCACGAGUGUUUCGAACGUCGCCGCUGCCACCUUGGAGUCCGCACUUCCGACCACUAAGGCGACAUCUACAAUGCUUGCCCCCGAAGAGGUCUACGCCCCCGCUUCAACUGAUCUGCGUGCACGCAGUGAGCUGACGCCGACGGAGAAGAGGGCCCUGCGGAAUAAGCAGAAAAAGGCAAAUAAGAAGGCGCGCGACGCUAUCGAGAAGAGUGUGCAGAACUUCGGACGGCCGAGAGGAGUCGGGGACGUAAAGCGUCAGAAGGAGGCAGCGCUCAAGACACUAGUCAAGAGUGGGAAGGGCGUCACGGUCGUAGGGAAGAAGAGCAAGGAGCUAGCGGAGGGCAAGCGGGGACGAGGCAAGACGUGA